This is a messenger RNA of Quercus robur (English oak), 477 nucleotides long. RefSeq lists its product as uncharacterized. Lineage: Eukaryota; Viridiplantae; Streptophyta; Magnoliopsida; Fagales; Fagaceae. Bases 1 to 477 code for a protein of 158 amino acids. The record is from RefSeq and is a predicted model, not a curated record. The transcript has a single exon.
AUGUCUGCAGCUCGGCUUCCCGCCGAACAUGACGAUCAGGAGUCCAAAAAGGCCAAAAAGAUAGCCUCACCCCUGCUGGGCUUCUCGGACGAAGAUAAGGUUAGAAUCAUCCAACCCCACGAUGAUGCUCUCGUUGUCACGCUCAGGAUUGGAGGAUAUGAUGUGAAGAGAGUGCUAGUAGAUCAGGGUAGCGCUGUGGAAGUAAUGUACUCCGACCUAUAUAAGGGGCUGAAUUUAAGACCUGAGGACUUAACGGCAUACGAUUCCCCUCUAGUGAGCUUCGAAGGGAAGACCAUUACUCCAAGGGGCCAGAUCAGACUGCUCAUACAAACAGGUUCGGACGUGGUGGAGGUGGAUUUCAUCAUAGUUGAUGCUUAUUCACCCUACACAGCUAUUAUAGCUAGGCCUUGGCUUCAUGCCCUAGGAGUUGUCUCUUCUACCCUGCACCAAAAUGUGAAGUACCCGUUUGAGGGCUAG